Messenger RNA from Zymoseptoria tritici IPO323, 891 nucleotides. RefSeq lists its product as uncharacterized. The record is from RefSeq and is a predicted model, not a curated record. The transcript has 4 exons. The coding region runs from base 1 to 891 and encodes 296 amino acids. NCBI's taxonomy places the organism in Eukaryota, Fungi, Ascomycota, Dothideomycetes, Mycosphaerellales, Mycosphaerellaceae.
AUGUUCCGGAUUCCGUCCACAAUACAACCGCGCUGGAUUCGAUCGAACUUCUAUCCCGAUGGCAAACCCUACGGCCGCUCCAGGACUGGCAGCGAACACGGAGGAUACCACGAGCUCCGUACUCCUCGGCCAACGGUCAAAGGAAGCAGUCACGUCAGAGAGGGGAAGAAGUACAAAUUGGAGGGCGCUGGAUGCGGGUUGGAUAAUGCAAGCGUGGACAAAUUCGUGACGAAUUCGCAAAAGGCCGAGGAAGAGCGUCAGCGUCAAAGAGCUGCGCGAUGCGAUCAGGACACAUCUCAACCUCAAGGCCAGUCAGGCCAGUACGGGCAGACUCAGAGGAUGGCACCAUUCCUGGGUGGACCUCAGCUUCCUGCAAUUAGCUACCCAGGCAGUGUUCGUCAUCCUCGAGAACGUGCGGACUACAACCGGUUCUGGUACGCGCAGGCCGCACGCAUAAAACAGGAAAUGGUUGAGCACCUCGACCGUCGAGCAAAGCAGAAGUCGGAAGACCAAUCAACACCUGGUUUUGAGCCCACUCCCCUGCCCCAACGAUCACGACCGCUCGAAGUCUGGCCCACAGUGCUAUCCACAAGCAGGUGCCAGCCACAAACCGAACCGCAGUCGACCCAGAACACCGACCCGCAGUCCGCUCAGAACACCGACCCGCAGUCCGCUCAGAACACCGACCCGCAGUCCAGCCAGAACACUGACCCGCAGUCCAUCAAGAAUACCAACCCGCAGUCCAGCGACAUCAAGGACUACAAGCACUACAGAAUCAUCGCCGAGCGUCGAAGUUUCGGCGUCGAGAUAUAUACAACCGGUCUCACCGAUCAGACAGGCCCCACCACCUACACCGCCCGCACCGAGUCGACCAGCCACCAGCACGAAUGA